Messenger RNA from Chaetomium globosum CBS 148.51, 2595 nucleotides. RefSeq lists its product as uncharacterized. The transcript is spliced from 4 exons. The record is from RefSeq and is a predicted model, not a curated record. Bases 1 to 2595 code for a protein of 864 amino acids. Lineage: Eukaryota; Fungi; Ascomycota; Sordariomycetes; Sordariales; Chaetomiaceae. Gene Ontology annotation, molecular function: protein binding.
AUGGCGCUUAGCAAUGCAACAGCAACAACCCCAGACAGCAGCGACAAAUCCUGGCAAAUGGCACUUGAUCGCCUUGACCCCGAUCUCAAAACAGCCCUCAUCGCGGUGGGCACGCGCAAAGUUGACAUUGUCAGUGCCGUCCUCAGAGCCGCCGAAGCCAGACGCCAGCUCUGUAUUCGCAAGCAGUGGAGAUUUACGGCCCCGAACGGGAAGAUCAUUGUGGUUCGGGACGUGAUUGAGAGGGUCGUGGGCUGGAUUGACAGAUACAAGAGCGUUGGGGAUGUCGCGUCUCAGUAUGACCAGGUCCAUGCGGCAUUACCAUGGGCGGCUUUUCGAUUCCUGCUGCGUGUGGCCACUGGCGAUGUUCAAGCAUUUGGCCUCACGGUAGCCGUCUUGGAAAGAGUGGCGCGGAUUAUGGCUUGGAGCAAACUCAUCGACGAGGAUGCAUUGGUUCUGUUAUUCUCCGACGCUUUAGCGUUGCUAGCCAAGUGUGUCAAGUACUUUGGACGUUCUACCACAGCCCGUACCCUCCUCAGCGCUGGAAAGCUGCCAAUAACCGACAGUGACCUCAAGGUCCUGGAUCGUCGAGAAGAAGAAGUCUUGAGAAUGAUUGCCUUGGUUGAUACUAAAGUCCUGCAUGAGGUUGAUACCAAGAUGAAGGCUCUCACUAACAGCUUGACCGGUUUGGAUGCAAAGCUCAUUCGACUAAUAGAUACAUCUGCAACCACACAAAAGACCUUGAAGGAGGAUGAACUCCAAAGCCUCCUCGGGUGGUUAUCCAUGGUUCCGGUUGCUGGCCACCACAAGGAAGUCUCGGGUAGGCGGCUACCGGGCUCUGCAUCGUGGCUGAUAGACCACCCCGAGUUCAAAGACUGGUUGGCUUCGAGCCCCUCGUCCAUUUUGCUGAUGCACGGGGUUCGAGGAUGCGGUAAAUUCACGGCCUUCUCCGCCGUUGUGGACCACCUCCUCCCGCAAUCCCAUGGACGUAUGAGGACAACCACACCACCCUGCGGGUACUUUUACUGCCAAAGUUUACCCUCCGAGCUCGAUCGAGCUUCUCCAAGCUGCAUUCUCAGGGCCAUAAUUAGGCAGCUGGCCAUAAACCCUGUGGACGGUGCGGUUAACCAAGUGGUGGUAUCAGCUUAUGAAUGGGAAGCCAAAGUGGUCCGGAGAACAAGGGACGAACCAAGCAAACCGACCAGGGAUGAAUGCAUCCGGUUGAUACUGGAUCUGACUUCAGCGAAUCCCGCUUAUAUCUGCAUUGACGCCAUCGACGAGCUGUCAGACGCUGAUCGUGUUUCUUUUGUGGAAGCCCUCCAACGCAUCGUCUCUCAGUCUGCUAACGUGGUCAAAGUGUUCCUCAUCAGUCGUAACAACACUCAACUUCAAGCUCUUUUGAACUCGGAAUCCAAGAUACGAAUUACUCCAGCGACGAGCCGCAGGGAUGUGGAAGCUUUUGUUCGGGCAGAAGUUCUCCUUACCCUAGACCCUGUCGCUAAACGAGUCGGGCGGCAGGUCAUCUCGUGGCUUCUCUUCGCCAGCCGCACCCUCCAGCCCGCGGCGCUCUUCUCGAUUCUCAGACUCGACCCCGAUAUCCAGAUUUCAGAAUCUGACCAGCUCAACAUAGUCGACAUUUGCCACAAUCUUGUCAUGCUAGACCCGGACACAAACGCCCUUUCGUUCUGUCAUUCAUCUGUCCGAGACUUGAUGCAACAGCAAGACAUGUUCUCCCCAGCCGCAGCGCACCAUCUGUUGGCAACAGCUUGCCUCCGCCAGUGCACCGUGGGUCCGAGCCUCUCGCCCUCUAUCCGAGAACCGUCUCCCAUCCAAGACUUCUACCACUACGCGGCUGUCCACUGGCUCGAGCAUCUCCGCAACUCCGAAGCAGGCAGAGACACCCAGCCUGGCCUUGUCUCCCCAGAAGCAAUUCGGUUCAUCUCUGCAGAAAACACUCAUGAACCCAGCCCCGCCUUCAUCGUUUGGCACGAAUGGAGCCGAGAAACCGCCGCCUUCCUCCCGCUCUACCACCCCCUCAAAUACCGGUUCGAGCUCAUUCUCAACGCAUCCUUCUCCACAAUCCACACAGCCUGCGUCUUUGGGAUAUCAACAAUCCUCUCCCAUUUCUUCGCCACACACCCAUCCCCCGCCCUCACCCUCUCCGAGUCCAACUCUAGCCCAGACCGUCACACCCCACUUUACCUGGCAUCCGCCCACGGCCACAGCAAGCUCAUCGACAUCCUUCUCUCCCACGCACCAAACCUCCUCAUCACGUCUCUCUCCAGCCCGUGUGGCGCUUUCGGCACACCGCUCAAUGUCGCCUCGUCCCGUGGACACGUGGGAGCCGUUCGGACCCUGCUGCACCACCUCACAUCAUUACCACCGUCACCGUCACCGUCAUCACCACCACCGCCGCCACUCACCAGUGAGGCUGUUAGGACUUGUUUCACCAGAGCGUACUCACAUGCCUGCCGCGGCGGCUGGGAGGGCGUGGCCAGGCUGAUUGCGGAGGAGAACCACCGUCUUGGGUUGGGAACUAUUUAUGUAGGCACUACCGCAAGCUUGCCAAACUCAACCCCGUGCACGAAUUCGGGCUGA